Molecule: messenger RNA, 468 nt
Organism: Lachancea lanzarotensis
Lineage: Eukaryota; Fungi; Ascomycota; Saccharomycetes; Saccharomycetales; Saccharomycetaceae
Gene: MRPS8
Product: LALA0S03e04500g1_1
Exons: 1
Coding region: 1-468 (155 amino acids)
Biological process (GO): translation
Cellular component (GO): ribosome; mitochondrion
Molecular function (GO): structural constituent of ribosome
Source: RefSeq, a predicted model, not a curated record
AUGUCGUUAGUGCACUUGGCUAAUGCGUGUGCGCAUUUGCAAAAUUGUUCCAGGGCUAGAACGUCACUUACUUCAAUUCCGUACACGAAACUACAUCUUAACUUUGCUUACAACUUGUACAAGCACGGUUUUCUCUCAACGCUGCAACGUGGCUCGACCAAGGGCCCAGACGUGGCAGCAGCUGAGGUAACUCCAGACAAUAUUUCUACCCGGAGACUAUGGCUGGGACUGAAAUAUAGAGAAAAUAAGCCGGUAAUAAGCACCUGCAGACUCAUUUCCAAACCCAAUUUGCGGAUAGAUCUCAAGUACGAGGAUCUCAAGCAAUUGUGCACUGGUAAGACGGUACGUUUGAUCAAGCCACUGCAACCAGGUGAACUGAUUUUAGUGCGCAGCGGAAACGAGCUGUUUGACAUUAACGACGCAAUUGCACGCAAAAUCGGAGGCGAAGUAUUGUGUCGCAUCAAGUGA